CCAGCCCGAGGGGCUGGAGAGGGGCGCCAAGGCGACCUCUGAAGCCCAGAUGGGGUCCAAGGCCAGGGGCUCCGCACCCCGGGACUUUCUAUGUGGCUGUUUAGCAAACCCGAGGAGCUGGGAGCUGGGAGCUGGGGCUUUGAAAGAAGCCCUGUUGCUCCAAAGCGCACAUCCAGGACUGAACUCUUGGGGGGCUGCGGACUUGCGCGAGAGAUUCGGGGAUGGAAUCUACCAGACCUUCACGAUGAUAGACGAGACCAGAUGUUCACCCUGUUCCAAUGUGCUGUGCGAUCCUUCUGAGCCGGCUGUGCCCAGGAGACUAAGUAUCAUGCCUGAGCAGUUACCAAGAGGAAACACCCAGCACUUCCUGAAUGGAGGGGACAUGAAGGUGGAGCAGCUGUUCCAGGAGUUUGGCAGCAGAAGGUCCGACACUCUGCAGUCAGAUGGCAGCAAGGACUCCGAAGAGUGCUCUCAUACCACAUCCCAGAGAAGUUCAGAUGGAGGAGGAGUUCACACAGGGAAAUGUGACGGUUCGACCAGAGCCCCCAAAGUAGUGCCUCUGACUCCAGAACAGGCGCUGAAGCAGUAUAAACACCACCUCACUGCCUACGAGAAGCUGGAGAUUGUUAACUACCCGGAAAUCUACUUUGUGGGUCCAAAUGCCAAGAAAAGACACGGGGUGAUCGGCGGGCCCAAUAACGGGGGGUAUGAUGACGCGGACGGGGCCUAUAUUCAUGUCCCUCGAGACCAUCUAGCUUAUCGAUAUGAGGUGCUAAAAGUUAUUGGCAAGGGAAGUUUCGGGCAGGUAGCCCGCGUCUAUGAUCACAAGCUCCGCCAGUACGUGGCGCUGAAAAUGGUGCGGAAUGAAAAGCGCUUCCAUCGCCAAGCAGCGGAGGAGAUCCGGAUCUUGGAGCAUCUUAAAAAGCAAGAUAAAACUGGUAGCAUGAAUGUGAUUCACAUACUGGAGAGUUUCACCUUCCGGAACCACGUCUGCAUGGCCUUCGAGUUACUGAGCAUAGACCUCUAUGAGCUCAUUAAAAAAAACAAGUUUCAGGGUUUCAGCGUCCAGUUGGUACGCAAGUUUGCUCAGUCGAUCCUGCAGUCCCUGGACGCCCUCCAUAAAAACAAGAUCAUUCACUGCGACCUGAAGCCAGAGAACAUCCUCCUGAAGCACCACGGGCGCAGCGCGACCAAGGUCAUUGACUUCGGGUCCAGCUGUUUUGAGUACCAGAAGCUCUACACGUACAUCCAGUCUCGUUUCUACAGAGCCCCCGAGAUCAUCUUGGGGUGCCGCUACAGCACGCCCAUCGACAUCUGGAGUUUCGGCUGCAUCCUGGCAGAACUUCUCACGGGGCAGCCGCUCUUCCCUGGGGACGAUGAAGGCGACCAGCUGGCCUGCAUGAUGGAGCUCCUGGGGAUGCCGCCGCCCAAGCUGCUGGAGCAGUCCAAGCGUGCCAAGUACUUCCUUAACUCCAAGGGGCUGCCGCGCUACUGCUCCGUGACCACACAGGCAGAUGGCAAGGUGGUGCUGGUGGGGGGUCGCUCGCGCAGGGGUAAGAAGCGGGGUCCCCCGGGCAGCAAAGACUGGGCUACCGCCCUGAAAGGCUGCGACGACUCCUUGUUUAUAGAGUUCCUGAAGCGAUGCCUGCAGUGGGACCCCGCCGCCCGGCUGACCCCAGCCCAGGCGCUAAGACACCCAUGGGUCAGCAAGUUGGCGCCCCGGCCUCUCCACGCCGACAAGGGCUCAGGGAAGCGGGCAGGUAACCCCGCACAUGCUCUGCAGGGACUGGGAACCAAGCUGCCUCCAGUCGUGGGAAUAGCCACUAAGCUGAGAGCCAACCUCACGUCGGAGGCCAGGGACGGUGUGCCCCUGCGCAGUGUGCUGCCAAAACUGAUUAACUAGCGGAGCGUCGGAGACCCAGGUGUAUGUAUUUUUAAUUACCUUGAAAACCUGCAAAUGGAAAAAUCGCAAGCCAUUGGUGGAUAUGUUUUGUUAGACUGGAUUUCUUGUUUUUUUUUUAACCAGGCAAACAUUUUUAUAUGACUAUGAGAGAACCCUUCAAGAGCUAAUCACCUAGCCAGCUUGUAUUGGCCAUCUGGAAUACACAUUAAAUGACUUUUUC
Fukomys damarensis (Damara mole-rat) is the source of this 2123-nucleotide messenger RNA. RefSeq names its product dual specificity tyrosine phosphorylation regulated kinase 3 (gene Dyrk3). Gene Ontology annotation, cellular component: nucleus. The record is from RefSeq and is a predicted model, not a curated record. Gene Ontology annotation, biological process: cytoplasmic stress granule disassembly; peptidyl-threonine phosphorylation; positive regulation of cell cycle G2/M phase transition. Gene Ontology annotation, molecular function: protein serine/threonine kinase activity; ATP binding; protein serine/threonine/tyrosine kinase activity. NCBI's taxonomy places the organism in Eukaryota, Metazoa, Chordata, Mammalia, Rodentia, Bathyergidae. Bases 50 to 1903 code for a protein of 617 amino acids. The transcript has 3 exons.